Molecule: messenger RNA, 2202 nt
Organism: Effrenium voratum
Lineage: Eukaryota; Dinophyceae; Suessiales; Symbiodiniaceae
Source: the annotation of a GenBank genome assembly
CGAGCUUGAUUAGCUUGGCAAGCUGCAUCGUCAUGGCGCUUGCGCCGGCCUGGAAGAAGCCCCGUGUUGCUGGACCUGUCGUGUGGUGGCUGCGAAAUGAUCUUCGAUUGGAGGACAACCCAGUUGCUCGAGCUGCAGUCGCAGAAGCCUUGACAGACCAGCGCCCACUAUUGCCGAUCUUUAUCUUUGAUCCUCGAUUUCUGGAUCGUUCGCCAUAUGGGCGCGUGACAGAUCCUGACUUCAAGAAGUCGAUCUCCACCCGCAAACCUGUUGACUUUGGCAGCCGAAAAACGAAUGCUCUGCGAGCGCGAUUCUGGCUUCAGUGCGUCCGCUGCAUCAGCAACGCACUUUCAGCAAGCGGCAGCCGCUUGUUGGUAUGCCAUGGCAAGCCUGAGGAGGUCUUGGCUUCACUUCCCACGGGAUCCCUGGUGCUGUGUCAGAGCGAGCCAGUUUCUCCAGAGCAAACGGAUGUGGAAGAUGGUGUGGCUGCAGCUCUUGCAGACAAGCAUGGUGAGAUCUGGCGCAAAUGGGGUGCAAUGAGCUUGUACCAUCGAAAGGAUCUCCCGUUUAGAGUGGGUGAAGCUCCUGGCAACUACACUGAGCUGGCCCUGACCUUGGGCUGGGAGGACCUCUGGCGUUCACCCGGUCGAACGCCUGGUGCUACACCCAUCCGCUCACCUGUAGCAGCACCCCAGCGGCUGCCACAGGCUCCAGAUGUCGAGCUUCCUGGCAUAAUGCCUGCUGCCGUUCUGGCGGAUGAUCGCGAAGCGCUGAAGAUGCUAGGCUACAGCCCAGAGGAGGUGGAGGAGGCCAUGGUGCAGAAGUUGCCUGCGGGUGGUGAGGUAGCUGCGCGCGACUGGCUGGAGAAGUGGCUUCGCGAAGAAGGUGAGCCAAAGGAUCUUGUCGAGCCAGUCCUUUGGGAUUUGCCCACGGGUGGCGUCACAAAGGGCCAUGAUGCUCUGCAGUGGGCGAAUUUGGCCCGUCCUGAUGGCUGGUUGCGCGUGUCGCAUUACAUGGCCGUGGGCUGCAUCUCUGCUAGAGAGAUCUUGGCUCGUGCUGAAGAAUCGCCAAAUUAUAACGGUGUUGCUCAUCGCCUGCUUUGGAGAGAGCUCCACCGCUUCAACGCCAUCAGGUGGGGCCGGCGGCUCUUUUGGCUGCAGGGCCCAGGCCGUGUGGAGAGGCCCUGGUCCUGGGACACCGCUGCAGUGGAGGCAUGGAAGGCAGGGCGGACUGGCGUGCCCUAUGUGGAUGCAUGCAUGCGGGAGCUCCAGCAGACGGGCUGGCUUGCUUACAAAGGCCGCAAGACAGUUGGCUUCUAUUUUGUCUUCAUCUUGGGUUUGGAUUGGCGAAUUGGCGCUUUCCACUUUGAGGAGGUGCUUCUGGACUACGAUGUGGCUAUGAACUACGGGAAUUGGGUGGUGGUGGCAGAGGUGGACAAGAGCAACCGUGGUGCACAUGGCUUUAAAUCUGUGGAAGACCUUGCGGCAUGGAAGAAGGAGGAGUUCGAGUGGAAAUUGAGUGCGGAGAAGAAGAAUGACGCCGCUGGGGAAUAUCUUCGACGCUGGUUGCCGGAGCUGUCGAAGGUCGAUGCCGCCCACAUCCACGAGCCCUGGAAAAUGUCUGCCGAACUUGCUUCGCGAUGUGGCUGCGAGCUGGGACGAGAUUAUCCCCAUCCCCUUGGUGGGCCCUUCAACCUUAGGGAGGAGAACGAAGACACCGAACGGCGUAUGCAUCCGAAUGACAGCAGCGGUGCUCUCUACACGUACAAGCAGUUUGUUGACUUCGCCUUGUCCAAAGGGUAUCCGGCAAGCUUCGGCAAGAAGUGCUGGGAGCAGGCGCAGCUGUCAUCGUCGUGCAGCUUGCAGGAGCAAGUCACCCAGUUGCAGGGACAACUUGAGGCGGCCGAGCAGCAGCUGCGGACUCUACGCGGAACGUGAUGUUGCCAGAUGUGGCGAGAUGGGAGAGGCAGAAGUUCACUAUUGCGGUUGCCGUUUGAGUUGAAUACACAGCUGAGGCAAAAGCAAUCCGGUAGACAUGGGUGUCAAGCAGCAAAAAUUGCACGUUCGCCAUGGCAAUCUGAAGGAAGCGGCAACAACACGACAUACAAAUGAAAACAGGCAGCAUUCUGUCUAUGGUAUUCACGGACAAGCAGAGAGGCAGGGAGAGGCAGGAAGACUGGAGCCACAAUCAAAGCCGCGGUAG